Molecule: messenger RNA, 3312 nt
Organism: Trichomonas vaginalis G3
Lineage: Eukaryota; Parabasalia; Trichomonadida; Trichomonadidae
Product: protein kinase protein
Exons: 1
Coding region: 1-3312 (1103 amino acids)
Biological process (GO): protein phosphorylation
Molecular function (GO): ATP binding; protein kinase activity
Source: RefSeq, a predicted model, not a curated record
AUGAAUGAGGUAAGUAAAACAGUCGCCCAGCAUGCGAGUGCUUUAAAGCAGACACUCUUUGCUGUAGGCAAGUCAUUUAAAAAUGUCGUCGUCCACAAAAGCAAGCUUGGAACAUUUAAUUCAGAGUUAAGUGCAUUCUACAAAUCUAUUCUUAAAACUUCAUUUUCCAACUCACUUGCCGAUCAAACGACGGCUGACUUCUUCACCGCCUUGAUUAAUGAAAUAAAUUUAGUGAAAAUUCUUUUCGAAAGUUUAACUGAGAAAACUUUCGUUUCCACGACAACAAAUAACAAAUUAGACUAUGUAAAAGCAUUCCUUCAAGAAACCAGUAAGAAUAUUAACCAAUACGCGAUGCAACUUCAAUUAGUACCAAAUCCACCUUUGUCCGACAAUAUUCCUAACUAUGUUGAGAACGAGAAGGAAGAUUGCAAGGCCCUCAUAUCGGCUCUUAACAGUUAUGCAACAAGUAACACUGUACAACAAACAAUGGCAAAUUUAAGGCUUUUCAUGUCGAAUUUAGACGAAGAUCAGAACGAAAGUACAAAGGGUGAUCCCAAUGCUGUCACCAACCAGCAGAUUGAAGAAGGAUUUAAAGAAUUUUCCCAAUAUUUCUGCAAAGAAUCCGAUUUCGAACUUUCCAAGAAGAUUGGCCAAGGCGCCUUUUCAACCGUCUACCAUGGCUUCCAAAAGUCUACAGGUCAUCCAGUCGCUAUGAAGAAGCUAAACUCAGGAAUUCUGACCAAAGAACAAUUCGAGACGUACCUUAGAGAAAUUCGUAUUUUAACAAGCUUAAAUCAUUUCGCAAUUACGCCUUUCGUCGGAGUUACUCCGAAAGAGCCUUAUUACAUCAUUACUCAAUUAAUGAGAGGCGACUGCUUGUUUUACAGACUCCAUGCCCAGCGAAACCCAUUAUCACCAACGAAACUUACUAUUAUUGCUCUCGGAAUUGCUUACGGACUUGCAUAUUUGCAUUCAGAAAAAAUCAUGCACCGCGACAUCAAAUCCCUCAACAUUCUUCUCGAUAACGAUGACUAUCCACAUAUCUGCGACUUCGGAUGCGCCAGAUUCAUGGAUGGUCGCAGAUAUUCUAUCAAAGUCGGAACAACGCAAUGGAUGGCUCCAGAAAUGUACGAAAUAGACUGCUACUCAUUCAAGGUCGAUAUCUACAGCUACGGCAUUCUCCUCUGGGAAAUGCUUACCGGUCAAAUUCCUUUUGCCAACUUAAAGGACGUAGAUAUCCUCCCCAUGGUAAUCAACGGUGAAAGACCCCCAAUUCCCUCCUCGUGUCCUUCCGGCCUCGCAAAGCUCAUAAAAUCGUGCUGGGAUGUUGAUCCGAACAAAAGACCAUCUUCUGCGCAGAUUGUGCAGGUUUUCGAAAGAGGCGAGGUUUUCUUCCAGGACGCUGAUAUGGAUAAAGUCGAAAUUUAUAGGAAAUCCUUCGCAAUGAGUGCGGAAACUCAAAUUAAUAAUUUCGAUGUCAACAACGUCAACUCCAUGCACCUCGCUGAUAUCAUAGAAAUGAUCAUCAAGGGUGACAUGCAGUCAAAGAACAAAGCAAUUGGUUAUCUUGCACAGCUAGUCCAAGAUAUGAAAUGGUUUGACAUAAUUGGUCAGUAUAAGAUUAUCAACAAGCUUCCAGAUAUACUCAAAUCAUGCAAUUCAGCACGAUUAGCGUCAGAAAUCAUAGUUAUUAUCGAUAAUAUUCUUCAAAUUCCUCAAAUCAGAUCAGAGCUUUACAAUUCAGGUAUAACGAACCAAUUAGUCAAAUACUUCGAUAAAUACGGUGACGAAACGAUGGUUUCCUUCGUUUCUGCCUUUUCAUCCUCAAUUUUCGGAGAACAAGUAAAACCAAACUUGACAAAAACGUUCUGCGAAAAAUACGCCCAGUUCCUUUCGAUCAUGCAUCAAGAUGACAUUCAGCAAAGAGCCUUCGAAACUUUCGAAUUAAUCAUUACGAAGCAGUUUACAACAGAUAAUGAUGCUAUCGCUAGCAUGUUAUCACCGUUUAUUGUCAGCUACAUACCAAUGAUGCCUUCAAUGAACGCGGAAAGGGUUGUUGACAUUUUAUUGUACCUUGUAUCGCUUGGAAAGACAGUUAUCCACAAGAUUUGUGCUCUCGAUGGCCCAACAAUAAUUUUCCCACUACUUUCUAUUGAUUAUUUGGCUUCUAAUGUCAUGACAGUUUUAUUAAAAAUUUGUAGCGAAAAACAGCCUAGCGCUAAGUUCGCAAACAUGGUUGUAUCAGAAUUACCAAGAUUAUGCGACCAGUUCCCCAAUGAACAGACUGUAAGACCAUUAUUAUUAUUAUCUACAGUUGUCCUCAUCCAAACCACUUACAACUGCAUCGCGCAGAUGCCAAGCUCAGUCAGCGCGUUGGCAACUUGCAUCCGAUCAGGAUACGCCCAAGUUUCUGUUGUUGCCUUAAAAUUAGCUUUCAUUUUCUUAGAAAACGAGACAUCAGCGCCAAGUAUGUUAUUCAUUGUACCGGAUGUUAAGUCCCGAUUGAAUACUUUGUUCGUAGCUGACGAGAUUUCCACAUUAGCCGCAAAUUGUCUUAUUCUCCUCAUUUCCCUCAAGCCACAGUCCUUCAUUUCGGAUGCCGCAAUCAUCAAUUACAUCAAUGCAGCUCUAAGUUGCGAUGACAACCAAGUUAUUAUAGUUGCUCUCAGAAUUAUUGGCGUUUUAGCGCAAUCCAAGGAAGGAUCCAUCGAUCUCAAGAACGGACAGAUUAUUUCCAAGAUAGUAGAAAUAGCUCUGAAGAAAAAUCGAGAAGUCCGAUUUUAUGCGGUUGCAGCUUUGACAGUUAUCUCCAAGGCAAUCUCAUAUACACCCGAAUUCGAGCCAAUAAUCGAGACACUCUUCAAUCUCAGCGCUGAUGAUAUGUCGUCAACAACUGUUCCUUCGUUCCUUUACAAUAUCGUUAAUGAAAGUAGCGAAGGAUCGUUGGCCUGCGCAGGUUACGUGAAAAGAAUCGCUGAAAAGUGCUCUUCAGAUUCUUUCGCCGCAUCUGCUUAUCCUGCGAUGACAGCAAUAGCUCUGAUUGUUUCUGAUGACAAAGCAAAGCAGAAGGUGCUUCAAACUGUCGAUAUUAACGAGGUUGUCAAAAUUAUUGUUCCAUUGAUCGAAAAAGGAUACGGCCGAGCUGUUUUCUACACACUGGCUGAGAUAAUUGAUGUCGAUGGAGUGAUUGGCGCCGCAAAAGAAGCAGGAAUUGCAGAUAUCAUCGCUUCUUCUUUGGCUGUCGUGCAGAAAGAAACGAAACUGCACGAGUCAAUGAUGAAAGUGCACUCUGCAAUUGCUAAUGACGAAUAA